AUGAGACUAGGAGAUACUCAAUCAUUAAAUCAGAAACGAGAAGCUAUAACCCUCAUGGAACAAGCCGGGUGUGAUAUCCAUCGGCCUUGUGGACCCGAAGAAUGGGGGAAAUUACAACAAGUGUUAGCCCCAUGCUAUCGAUUGAAAAUAUUCCAGUUCAAGUCCACCUCCUCUAAACUCAGUUUAGAGCCCGUUUACAAAGGCUACGGAGAGGGAACUUGUUUGAAUGUCCUGUUAAACGACCAUCAUUACGAUGCCAUCAUAUCUAUGCCUGGUGUGACGGGCAAUCAAUACUACUGUGAUCAUUGCGACGUGGGCUACAGUCAUAUUAAACACCAUCGUACCCAGUGCCCUCACCGAUGUUCCUUUUGUUUAACUAACACUCCCUGCCCUCCAGACGGGAGCCGCAUUCAAUGUAGCCAGUGCCAGGGAUUUUUUCAGAGUAGGACUUGCUACGAAAAUCAUCUGCAACCUCACAGUAACAAUACGGCCACCACGGUAUGCAGUUUAAUGGGACGAUGUAGGCACUGUCAGAAAUGGAUGCCUAAAAAAUUACUCCCUCAUCAUCAUUGCGGAGGACAGAAACAAUGUAAGAUCUGUAAGAAAACCGUAGACACGGAUCAUCAGUGCUACGUUCAACUCAAGCCCAAAAAAAAUCAUUCAUUCUGA
Saccostrea echinata is the source of this 669-nucleotide messenger RNA. RefSeq lists its product as uncharacterized. The record is from RefSeq and is a predicted model, not a curated record. The transcript has a single exon. NCBI's taxonomy places the organism in Eukaryota, Metazoa, Mollusca, Bivalvia, Ostreida, Ostreidae. Bases 1 to 669 code for a protein of 222 amino acids.